Molecule: messenger RNA, 561 nt
Organism: Drechmeria coniospora
Lineage: Eukaryota; Fungi; Ascomycota; Sordariomycetes; Hypocreales; Ophiocordycipitaceae
Exons: 1
Coding region: 1-561 (186 amino acids)
Source: RefSeq, a predicted model, not a curated record
AUGAAGCUAAGCAAUGCCUUUCUUUUCGCCGGUGCCGCCUCUGCGGCCAAUGUCUAUUGCAGCAAUCAGGCCGACAAUCCCGUAGAGGGGAUCGAUCAUUCCAUCCAAGACUUCGCCAUCAGUAUCGUCGACAACACUCCCUCGGCCGGCGAUAUUGUCAACGCCAGCAAAGAGCUUGCUGGAAAGCUUGAUGCCUGCAUGACCGUGCUCACCAAGUCCGGCUCGAAGCAUGGCGUCAAGCUUCGUUUGCUUGGUGAACAGUUUGGGAGAAUCGGUUCCUUCAUCCAUGAUAUUCUCGUGGGUAAAAAUUCAACGAUCCAAUGGGAUGAGACCUGUGCCGACAUGGGAAGCGCGGUGGAUACACUUCAGGCCCAGUUCCUCGAACUCGGCAACUACAUGAUCAGCACGGCACCUCGAGGUCAGAAGAAAGCUGCCGCGUCCUUUACGGAGAGAAUUCUCAACACGCUGGAGGAGACAAAGUUGGAGAUUUUCGCCAGGGGGUCGUGCGGUCAACAGCAAGGAUGGAUCGGUGCGGAGCGGCGGGAGAAGCGAGAAUCAUGA